This is a messenger RNA of Trematosphaeria pertusa, 663 nucleotides long. RefSeq lists its product as uncharacterized. Bases 1 to 663 code for a protein of 220 amino acids. The transcript is spliced from 2 exons. The record is from RefSeq and is a predicted model, not a curated record. Lineage: Eukaryota; Fungi; Ascomycota; Dothideomycetes; Pleosporales; Trematosphaeriaceae.
AUGGCCUUCCUUCCUAUUUUCCUGUCGAGCGCGCUUCUAUCUGCUCUGUCGAUAUCCAAUCUCGGCUUGAUUUCGUCGAUGGUCGGCUUUCUCCACAAGCAAAAGGAUGACAUUGGAACCUACCAAAUAAAUUGGCCCGGUAACACUGUGCAGCUGGUAGUGGAGCCACAGCAUCUCUGGGUCGAUCAGGGUCACACUAGCAAUGGAGUCGCGGGAUACGGUUUCUUUCUGGGGCUCUUCGGCCUGUAUGUAGCAUGGAGGCAGAGGAAACGGCAAGGAAGGGCUCCUUCGAAGACGCUGCUCGCGCUCUUCAUCCUCCAGCUCCUAGCUGUGCUCUUCACAUUAUCCGCCCUCAUCUUCGUUUUCGUCGUCACCAACCAAACCAAAGGGCAGCACAUCUCCGAGUCCAUCGCACGAUCGAAUAUCGCCUACCCUGCCGACAAGUGGACACCCGAAACCUGGUUCACAGCCGUGCUGGAACUUCCCAUGGAUGACCAUCAUCACCAUGACAACAUCCACUCGAAGGUCGUGAACAUGCGCGCUUGGAGGUGGAUGCUCAUCCCAAUCUUCCUCACCGACAUCCUCGCGUUCGGGUUCACCACGGCGGAGCUGGCCCGGCAAAGGAAGGGUACGAAGCAGCCCGAAUAUUCUGCGGAAAAAUAA